AUGACAGUACAAGAGACAAUUGUCGAAGAAAGUAAAACAACAACCGACAGUCCCCCAUCACAUCCAGGCCGUAAUGCUUCCUGGGAUAAGGCAGCCGCCGAGUUCGCGGGACAGGCGGAGAAACUAUCACAUCAGAACCUGAGCGAGAGCGACGGCGAUGGUAUCGCGGUCGAGGCACGAUUCGUGACCCCCCAGGAUCCAGUCCUUGUCACUUCGGAUGGAAAUCGCCUACCCCCAGUACCUCUGGAAGAAGCUCACAAAUUAAAUGUCUUAAGGGAAGAGGUGAAAAAUCACCAACCGACAACACUGCCGGGGAAAGAGGGAGAAGGGCAAAGUUCAGACGAGAUAGAGAUUGGACCAUUGACGGACCAUGCGGCCAGUGUUGCCAAUGUUGCGGCAGAGAAGGCAAGGGAUGGGAGACAAAAAUCACCAGACGGGAGUCUCCGGCGGACGAUGCCGCCGACGCAUACGAACCCCCUAUUCCCGCCUUUACCACUCUACGGCCCCCCGUCUCUGCUUAGGAACAUUCAGUGUCGCAUCUUUCAAAUAUCGUCCUUCUUUCUCAGCCUGGCGUUUCUGGAAGUCAUCGUGCUCGGCGCACUCUUCACCAGCAUCUGGCCAUGGGUCAAGCGGCUAUGGCAGCGGAUAACGCUUCGAAACCCAGACUCCUCCCGGCCGUUUUACGACGAGGAAAUAAAAGAGAAGAAACAAAGAAAAGAAAAAGAGCGGCAAUGGGCCCGCGGGAAAGCCCCUUCAACCUCGCAGGCGUCGGAGGAGGGCACCAGCACCGACAGUGAUGGUUUCACACCCACGGAGGGCGGGCCGGACCCGGUCGUAUGUGAUCCAGCCUACUACGCCCGCCGUGUCGGGCUUGACAUAGAAACCUUCCAAGUCCAGACCGAGGAUGGCUUCGUCAUCGAGCUGUGGCACGUCUACGACCCGAAAGAGUACCAGCCUCUGCCUCCAGAAGAGCGAGCGCACCGCGAACCCGAGGCAUUCAGAGCCCCUAAACAAAAACACACCGCCGCCCAAAACAACGAAAAAAACACCGACUCACCUCAUCAGAAACCUAAAUUUCCCGUCCUCCUCAUGCACGGCCUCCUACAGAGUUCCGGCGCCUACUGCGUCAACGACGAUGCCUCGCUCGCCUUCUACCUCUGCAAAUCUGGCUUCGACGUGUGGCUCGGCAACAACCGGUGCGGCUUCCACCCGCGGCACGCCCUGCUCGACUACGCCGACCCGCGUAUGUGGUGCUGGAACAUCCGGCAGAUGGGCGUCUUCGACCUGCCCGCCCUGGCCGCGCGCGUGCUGUACGAGACAGGCUUCGCGCGCCUGGGGCUGGUCUGCCACUCGCAGGGCACCACGCAAGCCAUGGUGGCGCUAGCCAAGGAGCAGCGCCCGGCCCUAGGGGAGCGCCUGACCGUCUUCUGCGCGCUCGCCCCCGCCGCCUACGCGGGCCCGCUCAUCGGCAAGAUGUACUUCAAGUUCAUGCGCGUCAUCACCCCGGCCAUGUUCCGCCUCAUGUUUGGCGUCCACGCCUUCAUCCCGCUGAUGAUGACCAUGCACCGCGCCCUGCACCCGCGCAUCUACGGCUGGCUGGGGUACAAGGUCUUUUCGUUCCUCUUCAACUGGACCGACGAGCGCUGGGACCGCGCCCUGCGCGACCGCAUGUUCCAGUUUGCCCCCGUCUACGUCAGCUCCGAGUCCAUGCGCUGGUGGCUCGGCCGCGAGUGCUUUGCGCGCCACAAGUGUAUCCUAGCCACCAAGGAGGAGUGGCGUGCUGAGGAGCGCGAGGACCGCGAGCUGGAGCAACAGCAGCGCGGGUCGGUUCCGGCGGAGGCGGAUCACGAUGCUGAAGGCCGGCGGGUGGGGAAGAAACCCGAGCAGGCUGUUGAGGCCCACAAGAAAAAGCCGCGCGGGUCGACGGCUUGGUAUAACCAUCAGGCGCCGCCUUUUGCGUUGUGGGUGUGUGGUAAUGAUGCGCUGGUGGACGGGGAUAAGCUGCUGCGUAGGUUUGAGAGCGGCCGGGAGCCGCAUGUCAGGGUGGUGCACAGCAAGGUGAUUCCUGAGUAUGAGCAUCUGGAUGUUAUUUGGGCUAUGGACGCCCCGGAACAGGUGUUUAAGGGGGUACGGGAGGUGCUGUGGAAGACCUGCGAUGCGAGGAACGUGUGCCGUAUUCCCAAGGGUUGUGAGGAGGUGGAGGCGUGGGUGCCCCCAGAGAGAGGCAGAGGAGAUGAAGACGACCUGAUGUCGAGUAGUAGCGAGGAUCUGUCUUGGUGA
Messenger RNA from Chaetomium globosum CBS 148.51, 2280 nucleotides. RefSeq lists its product as uncharacterized. The coding region runs from base 1 to 2280 and encodes 759 amino acids. Lineage: Eukaryota; Fungi; Ascomycota; Sordariomycetes; Sordariales; Chaetomiaceae. The record is from RefSeq and is a predicted model, not a curated record. Gene Ontology annotation, biological process: lipid metabolic process. The transcript has a single exon.